AUGCCCAUCUGGGUCAAGUCUCAGGCUAUUGAUGCAUUACUGGUAUUAUACAUGACUCUGUCAUCUGCUCGGCCCGCCUCGAAAGUGCUUUAUGUUUCCCAAUUUGGCCUCGAGGCGAAGAAGCGGGGCAAGCCGCGGGAAUGCGUCAUCCUGUGGGAUCGCCCCAAGAGUCUCCCUGGGGAGCACCGUCUUAUCUUUUAUCCUGUUUGA
This is a messenger RNA of Penicillium verrucosum, 210 nucleotides long. RefSeq lists its product as uncharacterized. The transcript has 2 exons. The record is from RefSeq and is a predicted model, not a curated record. The coding region runs from base 1 to 210 and encodes 69 amino acids. Lineage: Eukaryota; Fungi; Ascomycota; Eurotiomycetes; Eurotiales; Aspergillaceae.